AGUUAUCGAAUAUUGCCGUUAUACGGACCUGCACAAGCUUUUCUUUCGUUCCAAGUACGUGAAAAUCACAAAAUUAGCAACGUAUUAUCUAAAACGUUUAUUACCGCCAACUAGUGUUCCUUUUGCCAUUAAGCUAAAGGUAUAAAUAUGAGAACAGUUAUAUUAAACGUCCCCAGUCUAGUAUUGUGUAAGUGAAUACUAAUCCUUACAUCAUGAAGUACAUCUUCGCAGUAGCUUUGGCUUUGGCAAUAAUAUCAGUUGCUGUCUCAGUUCCAAUCGCAGGCGGCGCAGCUGGUGGUAAGUGUAAGGUAGACAAACAAGCGAGCAAAGCUAAGGUUGAAGAUAGCAAAGAUGUUGAGAAAGAAAAGAAAGUUAGCAAAGGUCACACCGAAGGAGUCAAGGAAGUUAAAACAGUAAUAAUUCAAAGAACUGAAAGAAUACUUGACACAAAAGAAGUAAAAGGCAGCGAAAUCAAGGAAGGCGAAACAAGUAAAGCUGCUAAGGAAGCGUCAGAAGCUUCCGCGAAAAAAGCUGCUGCUGGAGGAAUCGUCAAACGUGAUCUAGCCGAAAAUCCGCAGGACAUCGUAAAAGAAUUCAUAGAAGGUGGAAUUAAUGCAGCCAGAGCUGGACUCAAAGGUGGCGCUGAUCUCGCAGGAGCUGCUCCACUUGCAGCGAAGGCUUUUGUUGAUGGGGCAACUGCGAUCGUCUCCAGUGGAUUUGAAGCAGCCAAAGGCCUGGUUACUGCUGGCGGUGGACUUAUAGCAGCCGCAGAUGUGAAAGACAAAGCAGAAAAAGCUCUAGCUGGUACUGCCGCUGUUGCUGCUCCUGCCGCCGCAGCUGCUGCAGCUGCGCCCGCAUUAGCUGCAGCCGCGCCUGCAUUAGCUGCAGCCGCCAAGAAACCAUAAAAGCUGUGAUGGACAGGAAUUGUUAUAAUGUUUUGUUCAAUAAAAUGUGUGUUUGACAACUAAA
Acanthoscelides obtectus is the source of this 969-nucleotide messenger RNA. Lineage: Eukaryota; Metazoa; Arthropoda; Insecta; Coleoptera; Chrysomelidae. The record is from the annotation of a GenBank genome assembly.